UUUACGGUCGUUUGCCCAGAAUCAUAAGCUCGGAAGAAUCGUCGAUGGAGCCUGAGGCCGAGCCGGAGGUCGAGAGCGGAGAAGAGAUGGAUGUUGAAGAGGGUGAGGACGGGGAGGAAGUUGAAGAUGUUGAAGUUGACGAUGAGGAGGAUGCGGAAGGUGAAGUUGAUGAGGGGGAAGCGGAGGAAGAGGGAGAAGAUGAAGACGUCGAUGUCGAGGAGGGCGACGACGACGAAGACGCUGAAGGAGAAGAAGACGACGAGGAUGAGGAGAAUGAAGAUGACGAGGACGUAGGGGCGAAGGGGCUGUCAAGGGGACCCUCUGAACUGGAUGACCUAUCAUCACUGGCGGCGUCUCCGGCACCAGCGCCCUCUGAGACCCGCACAGGUCUCAAGAUCACGCUCAAAAGACCACCCCAAAAAGCCAGCAGUAGCAGAGGAGGCCGGUCAAAUGUGGGCCUGGAGUCUGAGGACUCUUCCGACGAGAUCAUCGGUGGUUCUAGUCGUCCAUUGACCGCCAGACAGGCCGUUCUAGCGAGUGGUGUUGAUCCUGCGCAUGUAACGUUGACACCGGAACCGUCAAAGAAAAAGAAACAUUUGAACGAAGCUGAACUUGCUCUUCGACGCGAAGAAACAGCACGUAAACGGAAGCAUUUGUCCGAGAAGAAACUCGAGGAUGAGAAGGCUGAAACAAUCAACCGCCUCCUAAAAAAACAAUCCCGACCCCGCGGAAAACGUAGCGCACUCGCCACCGCCGACGACCGUACCCCCGCCUCACGCCCUAAUACUGGAACCGGUGUCGCAGGAACACCAGCUGAUGAGGAUGAUGAGUCGAUGGAGCCCGCGGAAAUGGCUGUUCAGGAGCUGCCGACGUGUUGGAGGUGGGUUUCUUCGACAACUAAGGUUGCUGGAGCGGCGGAGGGUGGCGAUGCCAAGAAAGCGAGUAACGGCGAGGAUGUCGUGAUGAAUGGAGAUGGACAUGACGAAGGCACUCUUAACACGGUGGCUGUGGAGGGAAGAAAGAUGGUAUUGUCGUUUUCCAUACCGGUGUCCAUCCUCCCGCCACCCCCAGAAGCCAUCGCGCUCGACGCAGCGUCAGCUGGCAUGGAUGUCGACGGUACCUCGUCACGGCCCAGGAGACCCAAAACGAAGACGACUUCGCUAUGCGACGUUGAUGGAUGCGGGAAGGGGAGGAAAUAUAGGCUUGUGAAGGAUUGGGAGAGGGGGGCUUGUGGGAUGGAGCACUUGAAGGCUUUGGAGGUAAGCUGAGACGUGCCUAGGCGGGAUGGCCGGAGUGCGGCGCUUCGCGGACUGGAUCUUGGUUUGUUUGUUUGUUUUUGGAUGGUAUCUAGGCUGUAUUUCUAUGCCUGUAUACAGGAAUUUUUUUUGGUUCUCCGCACUGAAUAGUGAACAGUCAUACCGCGACCACCUGGAUUGGUUUCUUGAUACUCACCAUGUAUCGCCUUCGAGCGCGCUUUGCCUCAAGAACUCCUGCACGCGAAAACAGAGUUUCCAGGGCUGCUGCGAACGGGAUUUUAUACCCGCUCUCGAGAGCUAGUAUAGCGACCAUCCCGUCGCUUUUCCAUCCCUGAUCUCAGCUCCCAGUCCAGGCCUACAUUUUAGUUGCUCUAUUGUCAUGAUUGAGAUGGUCGCCGGAUCAUCCUGCAGGCAACCUGCAGGACACGGCAGCGCUAUGUACGCGAGCAUCACUCUUUCCUCAGUUGGAGAUGCCUAUAACAUAUCCUACCAUCGUCGGACCCCGUGUACUUCCAAGUUGCUGCCAAGGUACCAAAGAGCGAUACAUACAGCAGCAUCGAGGACAGUCCUAGCAGC
Stereum hirsutum FP-91666 SS1 is the source of this 1832-nucleotide messenger RNA. RefSeq lists its product as uncharacterized. The record is from RefSeq and is a predicted model, not a curated record. Gene Ontology annotation, biological process: chromatin remodeling. NCBI's taxonomy places the organism in Eukaryota, Fungi, Basidiomycota, Agaricomycetes, Russulales, Stereaceae. The transcript has 7 exons. Gene Ontology annotation, cellular component: Ino80 complex. Bases 45 to 1268 code for a protein of 407 amino acids.